Physcomitrium patens is the source of this 456-nucleotide messenger RNA. RefSeq names its product cx9C motif-containing protein 4, mitochondrial. The record is from RefSeq and is a predicted model, not a curated record. NCBI's taxonomy places the organism in Eukaryota, Viridiplantae, Streptophyta, Bryopsida, Funariales, Funariaceae.
CUAUCUAGGUUGUUCUACGUCAAAUCUGGGAGGUUUCUGUGGAGACAGUUUCAGUUUUUCGUGAAGGGUUUGUGGAUUUUGGUUGCGAUGCCUGUGGUCAAGGAGCCGUGUAAACAGCAGGCAUGCGAUAUUCAAUCGUGCUUAACAAAAAACGCCUUCAAUCCUGAAAGGUGCCUUCAAGCAAUUUUGAAUCUGCAGAAAUGCUGUGAUGCCUGUGACAACAAGUCGACGCACUGUGCCUCAGUGAAACCGCUGUUGCAACAGAUCACCAAGAAGGCGAAAGUUUCAUAGGUCGAAAGUUUAGAGGUUUUACUGCGAAAGACAAUUCGUCGUGUCCUAUUCUAUCAUGUCAUAUGUUUAUGACUCCAGAUUUGAAUGCAUUGGAGUAAUGUUCACACAAUGUAACGAGACCUUCAUGUUAUAAUACUGCACAAUGUCAAUAUGGUGGUUUCUGCA